Messenger RNA from Cucurbita pepo subsp. pepo (vegetable marrow), 359 nucleotides. The record is from RefSeq and is a predicted model, not a curated record. NCBI's taxonomy places the organism in Eukaryota, Viridiplantae, Streptophyta, Magnoliopsida, Cucurbitales, Cucurbitaceae.
AGGUUCCGCCCACCAGCAUGAACUUGUUGACGACCAAGGCUCGAGCGUCAUCACACUCGCCGGGACCAACACCGGUGCAACCAUGCGAGCCGAGUUGAACGGGAAGACCACCAAGCUCGAGGAAGCGGGUGCGGACGAGAACGAGUCCUUGGCCUCCUACAUUAACAGCAACUUCCAAGCCAUCAACAACUCCAUAAUGUUCGGCGGCAGCUACACCGGCAACGACCCUGGUGUUCACAUGGACAUGUCUGAUUACUACGAAGAAGGGCAUAAGGCUGAGAAAGGAGCGGCUAAAGGCAAGAAAGUUGGGAAGGAUAACGCUGAGUCCGGUGGCUCUUGGUUUUCAAAGGAAUGAUUUU